CGGUUUCUCGACGGGCAAAUGUCAGGUUCCUCUUUCAGACCACACAACACAUCAACACAUUAAUGCAUGAUCUCUCUCUCUCUCUCUCCUUCUUCUUCCUCGUGCCAUCUUCUCCGUUUCUUCAGACGAGUCAUACAACCAACGAUCUCUCUCCCUCUCUCUCUGUCUCCACCUGUGUAUGUACACACGUGUAUUGAUCUUCGCUCUGCUCAAAGAUGGCGAGGCGCGGAAGUUGUUCGACGUUAUGCCUGAAAGAGAAAUUUCGUAGGCAAAACAACGAUUUCAGGUUUCGGAUGGUCAGAUUUUCCGAGAAGGCUGAUACUAAUUCCAGAAGGGGCAGCUUCUUCGAGCGCUCUAUCUCACUCGUUCUCUUACUCUGGUGCUUCCUCUUCCUCGUGUACUCCAAGCUUGGUCUUAGCCAUAAUCAUGGAGUCUCUAAAGAUACAAACCCAUUUUCUUUCGUAGAUAGAAUUGGGAAUCACGCGGAUGAAUCAGUCUCAAAGAUCCUAAAUUCCACGAGCUCUGGAGAUUCUGUCACCCCUCAAGCCACUGAGAAAGCAAACAACAACUAUUGUCUCCUGAGAAACGGCCGGUUAAGAGAUGUGUACGAGCAUGUUCUUGGGAACAACGCUUUGUUGAUCUGCAAAGUCGUGCUACAAGAAGGAAGAAGAAAGCACAAGACCCUGGAAGCCCGAGAUCGAGGAUAUGUCAACAAAACUCUCACAGUAAACGGCACGAGCGUGCCAUCACACCUAGUGAAUGCAACCCAUUACAGGUUAGAACCAGAUGGGACUGGUUAUAACUACGCUUCUGCUAUGAAGGGGGCAAAAGUAGUGGACCACAACAAGGAAGCCAAAGGAGCUAGCAAUGUUCUUGGCAAAGAUCAUGAUAAGUAUCUAAGAAACCCCUGUUCGGUGUCGAAUAAGUCAGUCGUGAUCGAGCUCGCGGAGGAGACGCUGGUUGACACGGUGAGGGUCGCGAAUUUCGAGCACUACUCUUCGAACCUCAAAGAGUUUAGCUUGUCCGGGAGCCUGAGCUACCCGACCGAGCUGUGGGCGCACGCUGGGAGUUUCGUGGCUGCGAAUGUCAAGCAGGUGCAGACAUUCCGGCUCCCGGAACCUAAAUGGUUGAGAUAUCUUAAGCUGAACUUGAUUAGUCACUACGGGUCUGAGUUUUACUGUACUCUGAGUGUUGUGGAGGUCUUUGGCAUCGAUGCUCUUGAGCAAAUGCUUGAGGAUCUGUUUGUUGGGUCAGAGACACUUCCCAGUAAACCAGCUAUGCUGGAACUGAAUCAUGUAGUAAAAACCAAAACCGCAGAUGAAAAUCAAGAUGGGGAAGUGAGAAACAAUAGGACAGAUCAGAUUGGGAAGGAGACUGGAGUUCAGAAGAAGAGAGAUGAUGUUGGGAAGACGAUUAAUAUCGUGGGAGACAAGAAAUAUGAAGUUAGGGAGAAGCAUAACGUUUUGAAACUGUUGAUGCAGAAAGUGAAGCUGAUUGAGAUGAAUCUAUCGGUUCUUGAGGACUCUGUGAAAGGAAUGAACGAGAAGCAACCAGAGUUUGGCUUGGAGAUGAAGAAAACCCUUGUGCUUGAAAAGGAACUUAGAGACCUCGAGCUAUGGAAAACUCUUGUAGUUUCCCGUGUAGAGUCGUUGGCCAGAGGAAACAAUGCGUUGAGGUCCGAUGUAGAGAAGAUUGAGAGAGAGCAAGCAAAUCUAGAGGGCAAAGAGGUUGGAGUUCUGUUGAUAAGUCUCUUUUUCGUGGUCUUGGCAACGAUUCGGCUGCUCUCAACGCGACUAUGGGCGUUUCUGGGGAUGUCUUUUACGGAUAAGUUGCGAUCGGUAUGGCCAGAUAGCGGUUGGGUCAUGAUACUGCUAAGCAGCAGCCUCGUGAUUUUCAUUACUUUGCUCUCUUAGUAUAGGACUUAGGCUUAGGUUUUUUUUUUUUUUUUAACACUGCCUUGGGAUUGAAGUUUUAUAGCCCUAGGAUUAGUUAGAAAAUAGAAAGCAAAACCACCCAACUAUUUGAGUUGGAGUUUAGUCGUUGAAAAAUUUCAGAUUCGCUGGUCUAAAUAGUUAUAAUGUACAACAAAAUUAAAUUUAUGUUAUUUACCAAGGCCCCGAUUGGUGCCUUAAAAG
This is a messenger RNA of Thlaspi arvense, 2135 nucleotides long. Lineage: Eukaryota; Viridiplantae; Streptophyta; Magnoliopsida; Brassicales; Brassicaceae. The record is from the annotation of a GenBank genome assembly.